CUGGAUGCUCCAUUCACAAAAAACAGUAACACUGUCACAGCCCUGCAGCUUAUCGCGCGACGGUUCCGCAGCAUCCUGCAGUGCGGACGGUAUCAAAACUGGAAAUCCUGCAGAAUGCACCUCCAGGGAGCUGUGCUUCCUCCAGGGCUGGGGAAGGCAGGCCCAGAUCCCCAAAGCCCAGCCUCUUUCCCCGCCCUGGAGCCGCCUCUGGGUUGUGUAAGCCGGGCCUGGCUUAGGCAGAGGGACCAUCCAGACCACCGGUAGUCUCCAAUCUGCUCCCAAGAAGGUUUGCCAGCGUUUUGGUUUAUUUCGGUGCCUUCCGGGGACCUUGUGGACUGCGGACUCUCUUGGGAGCAACAGCAGCCAUGUCUCAGAAGAGAAAGAAGCGGAAGCCACCUGGAUCAGCAGAGUCUGAAAAUGAAGCAGCAGAAGACGGAGCCACAUCCAUCAGGUCAGAAAAUGGUGGGAAAGUAGCACAGGUGGCCUCAAACAUACCAUAUGAGGAGGGGGAGAAGAAGAAGAAGGUGAUGAAGACCGACACGGGUGCUGGAGGUGGAGACUUGGCAGAGGCAUUGAGAGAGGUCCGCCUCAAAACAGCAUCCUCUGUCGCGGAGUUCAAAUAUAACAAGAAACGGGUCCGCCUGGUCUCAGAAAAUUCAGAUCUCAAGGAAGGAGCUCAGGGAAUCCUGUACUGGAUGUCGCGGGAUCAGAGAGUACAAGAUAACUGGGCCUUUCUCUAUGCCCAGCGCCUGGCUUUAAAGCAGAAGCUCCCACUGCAUGUCUGCUUCUGCCUGGUGCCCAAAUUCCUGGAUGCCACCAUUCGCCAUUUUGGGUUCAUGCUCAGAGGCCUCAAGGAAGUGGCCAAGGAAUGCCAGGAGCUCAACAUCCCCUUCCACUUGCUCAUUGGUUUUGCUAAAGACAGUCUGCCUCCUUUUGUGAUGGAGCAUGGCAUUGGUGGGGUGGUGACGGACUUUUCCCCCCUUCGUGUUCCUAUGCAGUGGGUGCAAGAUGUCCGAGACAGACUGCCAUCCGAUGUGCCCUUUGUCCAGGUUGAUGCCCACAAUAUUGUUCCCUGCUGGGUGGCCUCAGAAAAGCAGGAAUAUGGGGCAAGGACGAUACGGCGGAAGAUUCAUGACCGACUGGCAGAGUUCCUUACCGAAUUCCCUCCUGCCAUCAGGCACCCUCACCCGGCUGCAUUCCAGGCAAAGCCUAUCGAUUGGGAUGCCUGCUAUGCCAGCCUGCAGGUGGAUCACUCAGUGAAAGAGGUGGCAUGGGCAAAGCCAGGCACAGCAGCUGGUCUAAUGGUGUUGGAAGAGUUCAUCAAGGAGCGGCUGAAGUUCUUUGGUACGGACCGAAACAACCCCAACCGGGCGGCUCUCAGCAACCUCUCGCCCUGGUUCCAUUUUGGUCAGAUUUCUGUCCAGCGUGCCAUUUUGGAGGUACGCAAACACCGCAGUCGGUACAAAGAAUCUGUGGAAGGCUUUAUUGAAGAAGCUGUAGUCCGAAGGGAGCUGGCGGACAACUUCUGCUACUACAACCAAAACUAUGACAAGGUUGAAGGGGCUUACGACUGGGCCAAGACCACCUUGAAACUUCAUGCCAAAGACAAGAGACCUCACCUGUACACGCUGAAACACUUAGAGGAUGGAAAAACACACGACCUGCUCUGGAAUGCUGCACAGCUCCAGAUGGUUCACGAGGGGAAGAUGCAUGGCUUCCUGCGGAUGUACUGGGCCAAGAAAAUCCUGGAGUGGACCAGUUCUCCAGAAGAGGCCUUGAAAUUCAGCAUCUACCUCAAUGACCGUUACGAACUGGAUGGCAGGGACCCCAAUGGUUAUGUGGGAUGCAUGUGGUCCAUUUGCGGGAUCCAUGACCAAGGAUGGGCUGAACGGGCCGUCUUCGGCAAGAUCCGCUACAUGAAUUAUGCCGGCUGCAAGAGGAAAUUCGACGUCGGCCAGUUUGAACGCAAAUAUAGCCCUCGCAAAUUUGCCCAGUAGCGGCAAGCAGAAGUCCAAACUGGAAACACAGCUUGGGAGGGAGGAGUAUUUUGGCUCUGACAGGAAGGGAAAACUAGCUCUUCUCCAAAGAGUAUGAUUUAUUUCUCUGCUACUGCUGCAAUGCAAUUCAUUGUGCCUUGGUUGGUCAGUCUCUAGAUCCAUUUGUAGUAGGAAAUAAUUACUUCUCAAGAUUCUCUGCUUGUCUGAGCUGCUGUUAGGAUUACUUGUCAGAUAGGUUAGAGAACAUCAGGUCUUGGGCCAAAUGCAGCUUUCUGGCUUUCUCUGUUGAUUCCCAAACUUGUCCUCCAGAUGUUUGAGACCUCAGCUCCCAGAAGCCCUAGCCAGCUUGGCUAACAGUCAGGACUUCUAGGAGCUGAAGUCCAAAAUAUCUGGUGAGUCAAAGUUUGGGAACCAUUGCUCUAGAUGGUCUGAGAUUGGUUGUUGGUUUUAUGGAAUGGAAGCAAAACUUGGAAUAUAACUCCCAGACCACCAGCCUGGCCCAAAAAAUAGCUUUUUGGUAGCCUGGAUCCGGAGCAAAUUUCAUUUGCCUUUCUGAAGCAUCAAAAUUUGAGAUGCUUUAAGAAGCUUCCUUCUAAGGAUACAGGGGAAAGUAGUCUACGUGUUACAAAAAACAGCUUGCUUACUUACUGUUUUCAGAUUUCAAAAACUCAGGGUUGGUAGACUUUUAAUGUUCUGUCCUCUGCGAGCCAACAUACAAGGGCUUUCGAUUCAGGUGGUGGCAGAAGCAACAGUUUGGGAGUGACUGUUACACAACUGUAGCGCAUAGCGUUUUCUAAGUUUGCUUUAGUAAAAAAAGAAAGAAAAUGCAAUUGUAAACUCUUAUUUUUGAGAUGUGAUGCUUUAAAUAAUUGUGGUGGGAGAAUGUAGCCUUCAUUUUAAGACAAGGGUAGGGGACUGGUCCAGGGGCCUCAAGAAUGCCAAAAAAUCAGAUGAAAGUGGAAGUGGCUGGAAAUUACAACUGGUUUUGUACAAUGGGACUAAGGAGUUUAUCACACUGGGGUUUACUUUGGCAUCAAAGAGAGAUUAAAGCGCAUUUAAAGAAUUCUGCAAAUAAAGUGAAAAUGGCAA
Sceloporus undulatus (fence lizard) is the source of this 3086-nucleotide messenger RNA. Its product is annotated as deoxyribodipyrimidine photo-lyase-like. The transcript is spliced from 10 exons. The record is from RefSeq and is a predicted model, not a curated record. NCBI's taxonomy places the organism in Eukaryota, Metazoa, Chordata, Lepidosauria, Squamata, Phrynosomatidae. Gene Ontology annotation, molecular function: deoxyribodipyrimidine photo-lyase activity. The coding region runs from base 366 to 1997 and encodes 543 amino acids. Gene Ontology annotation, biological process: photoreactive repair.